AUGGAAUCCGACGAUUUCAGCACAGCUGGCAUCUUGCCAGACUACAGCCUUCCAUGGAAUGAGCUCCUGCAGCGGCUUGUGAAAUUCCUUCUGGGUGAGCAAACAUCUAUCCAAACCUCGGACGACCGAGAGAUGGUAAUUAUCAAUAGCACAGUCCUUUUUCUUGGCCACAUAACCACAGUAGAUGUUAUACAACAUAACAAGCAGAUGGUGGGCGUGAUUCUCGGAGUCAGGGCAGAUGGACAAGGGAAGGGGGUAUCUAAGGCUCGCUGGACCUUGCCGAUUUCCGCAAAAGCGGUAGAGACGGGCGAAAUCAUAUGUGUCUUGGGAGGAGCUUCGAAGCCCACCAUCAUUCGAACGUGCAAAGAUCACUUCGCUAUCAUCAUGAUCGCGACUUCCCCCAUGGAAGAGCCUUCUGGAAACAGGGUGUCAAGAUCCUUAGAGAUCACUCAACCCAAGCCAGAGUUCCCAAGCGAUCUUUUACUAAUCUGGGAUUGGGAGAACCCCACGCCAGAAUCGCAGGCUCUUAGGGAAUAUGAGGAUGUGGUCAAAAGGGAAGGUUGCCACCCAGACUAUUCUAAAGGAUCUUCAGAAGCUCAUUUAGAUAGGGCAACCAGAAUUUGGAAGAGUGCAAUGUUCUUAGAGUAUGUGGAGGAGUGCAAGAAAGCUGAUGAGCGGGUUCAGGAGGCAACGAGACCUUCAAAGCAGUCUUCAAUGAAAUGGGACCAGGUCCCAACCCGCCAGUCAGCAGUCAACACCUCCAUACACCGGUUUCAUGGGCUGCGGAGUUUGGGUAUAUUGAGGUACUAG
Molecule: messenger RNA, 810 nt
Organism: Macroventuria anomochaeta
Lineage: Eukaryota; Fungi; Ascomycota; Dothideomycetes; Pleosporales; Didymellaceae
Exons: 1
Coding region: 1-810 (269 amino acids)
Source: RefSeq, a predicted model, not a curated record